CUUUUUUUAACUAACUGUGUUUUCUGUUUGAUUACAGGCAUCGACGAUUGAUGGGCGACGGAAGGGCGCGUGCCUCUUCUGCCAGGAGUACUUUAUGGACCUGUACCUGUUAGCUGAGCUUAAAACCAUCAGCUUAAAGGUGACUACAGUAGACAUGCAGAAGCCUCCACCAGAUUUCCGCACCAACUUCGAAGCCACGCACCCGCCUAUACUCAUCGACAACGGUCUGGCGAUACUGGAGAACGAGAAAAUUGAACGGCACAUCAUGAAGUCGGUACCCGGAGGACACAACUUAUUUGUACAGGAUAAGGAAGUAGCCUCACUGAUCGAGAACCUGUAUUCCAAGCUGAAGUUGGUGCUGGUACGCAAAGACGAGCAGAAGUCGGCAGCCCUGCGCGCACAUCUCGGCCGCAUCGAUGGUCUUCUUGAACGCAGAGGGACUAGAUUCUUAACAGGGGACACAAUGUGCUGUUUCGACUGCGAGCUAAUGCCAAGACUGCAGCACAUCCGCGUCGCCGGCAAGUACUUCGUCGACUUCGAGAUACCGACGAGUUUCCGCGCCCUCUGGCGUUACAUGUACCACAUGUACCAGUUGGACGCGUUCACGCAGAGCUGCCCCGCCGACCAGGAUAUCAUCAACCAUUAUAAACUGCAGCAGUUAUCGGCGAAAGGUUUGGUGCUGACGCCGACCCCCACACUGCAACGGAAAGAGUUACCGACGGAUGUGGCGCUGAAAAUGAAGAAACACGAAGAACUCGAGACGCCGACGUUCACGACGUCAAUCCCUAUCGACGUGAGCGAGAACAGCAACGCCGAGUAAACUCGCCUCGGCCGCGCAAAUGCCUUGGUACAAUAGUAGGCGAUAAACUUUUCUAAAUUAUACCACCAUCGCCUGACCGCAAGAUGUUAUGCAUUGAUGUUGCAUUCAAAAUAAUGUUGCCAAAAUUCAACAGCGCACCAACAACUGGCCACACAACAAAGAUGGCGCCCAAUUUUUUUAUUUCCCUCCAUUUUUAAACGGUUUUUAAUAUGUUGUUCUUCUAUAAAAUGUGAUAAUAAGAACAGACUAUAACAGUUUUUUGUUGUGUAGCCAGCUGCUAGUGAAUAAGUGAUGCGCGACGGAGUGUCGAGAAUUUAAUUUUCGGUGUAAUACCGAACCCCACUACAUAGAUGCCGACUCUGACCCACGCCAUUACGAUACAGCGACAAGCGCCUCGUGACAUUUGUCAUCUUGACUUUUUUCUACAGUUUUUUUUUAUAGAAAGUUAUCAAUGUCACGGAUGAUGCCAACAAACAAAUUCAUUUAUGGAAAUUAUAUUUUUGUAUUAAAUUCGUUUUUUUUUUGUUUAAUAUUGGUCUAUUUCAUUAGAUUUAAAAUCUAUGAGAUUGUAUGUAUGGUUUGGUGCAAUCGGAAUUAAGUUUUAUGAAUACAUGUUGAGAAAAUAAUAGGUUAAUGUGGAUUUUAUUUAUUAUAUGUUUGGACAUUAUUUUGGAAUAAUACCAUUACAUUUACUUGUGACAUCUUCGGCAGAUCAGUUUUUGUUAUUUUAAAAUUGUUAGAAGUUAUUGUGGCCAUUAGUAUUUGGAUAAAAUAGCUUGGAGCCUUAAAACAUAAUAAAAUGUGCAUUUUUUACUAUUGAUGUAAGUGUAUUUGGCAGAGGAGAUGAACAAAUUAUAAUGUGGAUUUUUAACCAUAUUGCAUCAAACUUUACAAAUUGCAGUGUACCUUUUUCUGUAUAUGAAAAAAUAAUAUUAUACAAGUUUUUUAAUUUAGUUUUAGUAUAGUUUCAGUGUUCAAACACAACGAAUAAAUGCCCAGGAUGUGUUGUUGUAUUAUAUUCACAAUAGUUGCUAAGGUUGCUCCACAGUAUUCUACCUAUUUUGUUUUAUUCACUCUGGACUACGUCGUCUUUUUAGGUUUAAUGAGAUCAGUUUCGUCGCCAUUUUGUUUUUUCAUACCUCUGCCUACUGUAACUGUCGUUUCGUACAUGUACAACUGAUAUACUACAAUCAAAUAAAUUUGUGAGCGCUCUUGCCUGCUUAGCCUAUGUUACCUUGAGAAGGUAUGUUUUGUAAUAAGAAUGUACUUAUUUUAUUUACAUUUUCAGUUCCUUUGUUUCAUGUUUGUUUUAAUUAUAUUUAUAAACCUUCAAUAGAAUGUUAGAAGUGAGGCUUUAAGUUGAACCACCUAUUUAUGUAAUAAACUUUUGGCUUCUCAGUUUUGUGGGAGAUUUGUUUUAGUUUGAAAAACAAUUGGCCCCCUAAAAUAGUUGUUACACAUUUGGUGAAAUCCAUACAUAUUAGCGUAGUACACACACAAGCGACAAGGGCGAGAGACGACCAACAUGUCGAUUGGACAAUGUAUAAAAUAAUAAUGACUAGAUUAUAAUGUAAAUGUUAAGGAAUAAACCUGGAUAAUAAUAUUUUC
Spodoptera litura is the source of this 2428-nucleotide messenger RNA. RefSeq names its product chloride intracellular channel protein 5 (gene Clic). Gene Ontology annotation, biological process: chloride transport. The record is from RefSeq and is a predicted model, not a curated record. Gene Ontology annotation, molecular function: chloride channel activity. Gene Ontology annotation, cellular component: cytoplasm; apical plasma membrane. NCBI's taxonomy places the organism in Eukaryota, Metazoa, Arthropoda, Insecta, Lepidoptera, Noctuidae.